AUGAGUAUAGAAGUUCACGUGCGCAUCCGGCCCAAUGUGCCCAACGGUGUUUGGUCCUCCGCAGAGACGGUGCUGUACAGCACGCACAACCCCAACACACGAUAUGUGUACAACAAGGUGCACCACAUCGGCACCUCGAACCACACAAUUUUUCAAGGCAUCGAGGCGCUUGUGCACGCCGGCUUCGACGGCAAAAAUGUCACCGUAAUGGCCUAUGGGCAGACCGGCAGUGGUAAGACGUACAGCAUGAAUGGUAGUAAGAUGGAUCCAGGCCUUGUCCCCCGCACGGCGAAGCUGUUGUUGGAUCUUCGCCAGAAAUACCCCGGCACGCAAGUCGUCAUAUACUUUACGGAGAUUUACAAUGAGUCUGUGAAGGAUCUUCUUGAGCCGCAACGAGGAGAGCUUGGGCUGCACGACGCCCCCGAUGGCAGCGUGUACUUUGACAAAAAGUCGUUGCCUGUUGAGACGAUAGAAGACUUUGUGAAGCUGCAGAGCGUUGCGGAGCGAAAUCGCAAGUACGGCGUGACAAACCUCAACGACCACAGCAGUCGCUCGCACAUGAUUCUCACCUUUGAGAUUCACAGGGCGUGCAGGCAGGUGAGCACAAUAAACCUUGUGGAUCUCGCCGGGUCGGAGUCAGCGUCGCGUGCGAAUACAGAUGGCCUGUCGCUGCGGGAGGGCGGAUUCAUCAAUAAAAGUUUGUUGACCCUCGGUAAUGUGGUGGAUGCCAUUGUGGAGAAAAGGCCGUAUGUGCCCUACCGUGACGCAAAACUCACUCGCAUCUUGCGCAGCUGCAUUGGAGGGUCCGGAAUGACGUUUAUUCUUUGCUGCAUCAAUCCCUCCCAUGAAAACUUUGAGCAAACCGUCUCGAGCCUGCGAUUCACGCAGCGUGCCAUGAAGAUAAAGAACGAUCCCAUGAUGGUGCUCAAUAUGCCGCCACUUUUUACACAUCAAUAUGACUCGGGCGCAAAAGAGUUGGUGCACGGUUUUCGGGAACUGUGUGAUGCAUACUAUCAGCGUGGACUUAGAGAUGCCUUCAUGUACACCAGCAACACGGUGUCAUCUAUUGUGACUCACUUUGAUGGUCAGGUGUCAGAUUCAUUGCACGCCAUGGCAAAUGCCCAGCGGCUUCUCAUUGCACAUGACCAUGCCCUGGCGGUGGAUCAGGUGGGGCGGUUGUAUAACCAGCUCCACGAGCUUACACGACAGCGUCUACAAAGCAAGGACAUUGAGGAACACGAGCGGAAGCGGCAGCGUGAGGCAGAGGAGGAGGUGGAAAACAAAAAGGGAAAAAUUGCCCGUAUGGAGGCUGAAGUGAAAGAGAGGGAUGCCGAAAUGGAUACAGAGCUUGCGGGAUGGGAGUACCAGCUGUACGAGGCAAGACAGCGUCGCGUGACACCGUUGGAGUUGCUUCUCUCCUCAGAACGCUCCGGACGAUCGCGGGUGCAAUAUGAAUGGGCUGUUUGCAUGGAGCGUAUUGCCGCACGCUGCGUGCCCGUGAUUGUGUCACUUGGCCCCGUCACUUCUCCCGUGGCCGAUAAACAGACGGCCCUACAGCAACUGAAGCAGCAACUUCAGCAUUCGCAGCGAGAAUUGGCGGAUCUUACUGUGGCACAUGACAUGAUUAAAGCUGACCUACCAGAAGUGCGGCGGAAGGCUGAGGAAGACGCCUCCGUUUCUGCGAGUUCCCCCACCGCCGCGUCGCUCUCACCGCAGCCUCGCCCCAAUGGCGUCGUCAUGGGCGCAGAUGUCACAGAUGCAGACAUAGAUCAACGUAUACAAGAGCUAGAGGGAGAAGAAAAAAUUCUAAUGUCACGUGCCGUUCACGUGGCUCGUUGUGAGAGUACACGCCGUCUUCGGGACUCGUUAAAGCCACCCCAUUCCCGUACGCCGCCGACAAGUCGCUCCGCCCUGCGUCACCACAAUUCUCUGCCUCCGCAAGGAAAAGAAAGGUUGGUGGCAGACACGUCUCCUGGGAAUGCCCGUGAGGGGACCGGCUGCUACGCGAGUCCAGUACAGCAGCGUAGUCCAACCCCGCGCACUGCCCGCACUAUCUUCCCCUCGGCGGAGGAAAGUCCCGAGGGGGAACAUUACGUGGUCCCCGAAAAAAGUGCCUCACCGAACAAUGAGCAGCUCACGGAUGGGGUUCGUAGGGCGUUGGGCCUCUUGCGAGAUGUCCGAAGCAAGCUGAUGCAACACGCAAAUGUCCGACGACGACGGGCUGAUGCAACUGCUAGUGCUGCCGUACCUCAUGUGGCUGCUGCGGCGAAUUACGCAAAUUCUCCUGCACCCGUUACUACCCGCUCGAGUUCACGCCGAUGCCGCCGUACGGUGUCUCAUGCUCCGCAGGAUGAGGACAUGACCCUGGCAGAGAUGUGCAUGCGACGUGCCGAGGAAAAAGAAUGCGAGCCAGUUGUUGGGAUUGCGGCUCGCAGACGUAGGGAAAAUGUCCCUCUACGGCCAAAUGCUGAACGUGCGCUAUGGCGUAUGUCGAUUUCUCCCGUAAGCCCUUCUCUUGAAGGGAAGUCACGUAGUCGUUCUCGCCGUUGCUGA
Trypanosoma conorhini is the source of this 2553-nucleotide messenger RNA. Its product is annotated as putative kinesin. Gene Ontology annotation, molecular function: ATP hydrolysis activity; microtubule motor activity; ATP binding. The transcript has a single exon. Gene Ontology annotation, cellular component: kinesin complex; microtubule. Bases 1 to 2553 code for a protein of 850 amino acids. The record is from RefSeq and is a predicted model, not a curated record. Gene Ontology annotation, biological process: microtubule-based movement. NCBI's taxonomy places the organism in Eukaryota, Euglenozoa, Kinetoplastea, Trypanosomatida, Trypanosomatidae.